GUCACCCUCUUCAUCAAACCCUGAAUUAUGAAAUUUAUUCUUGACAACAGUGAACCGCAUUCCUGAAAGCAUUUCUAAAAUCAAUAGCAACAGUGCACGAAUAGCAGAAAAUAUCCGUCAAUUGCGGCAGGAAAAAUGGAUGAGGGUUAAAAGUCGAAAGUACAAUCUUUCCGUGUUCCGAACGAUCCUGGCACCCUCUCGAACGUUGUCAGCUGAUAGUUGUGAGUGGUAGGUGCUGUCUCUUUGUGAAGCACCUGGAAACCACAAUGGUUCGAAAAAGGCGACUUCAACAGGCGAUUUAAGUUAUUGACGGUCUGCGGCAGUUCCGUAGCACAUGCCAUGGGUCCAUGCAACUAACAUUCAAAUAACAUUUAUUGGUCACUCACUACCAACAGGCCCAACGAAUGCCCACUCGUUUAAAACAUCUCCCGAUCUGCAUAUAUCUUGUAGAUAAACCAAUAUGGGAUCGAGCAGCGGGGGGAAAAAGAAGUACAUCAACUUCCGCAGCCGACAAAGGGCCAACAUGAGCUUUUUUAUCGUGGUGAUGUUUUUCGCCGUGUUUGGCAUUAUCAUCUUCACAGAAAUUUUCCUGAUAGACGAAAGAGGGAGAGGGGCGGGAGUUCUUGUCAGACACGGCUCGCUCACGUAUCACCACCGCCAACAAGACCGGGACUACGAAGAUGCCCUUCAGAGUGACGACUACAUAUCAAUCCGUGUGGGUGCUGUAUCCAACAUGGACGACACAGUUGGAGCAUUAUUGUUAGGUCGUCCUGCAGCUAUUCCAGUAGCUGAUGAAGAACCGGGUCCUCAGUCUUCCAAAAUGCUCACAGAAACCCAGCUGCCACCAUAUCCAUUUCAUAUAACCCCGACAAAUGGUUCUUGGCAAAACGUAAACGGCGCUAGAUACAAAUUUUUCGUAUUUUCGGCCUUUUUUGACAAUCGCAAAGGACAAAGGUCAGUGCGUGUGAUAGGAGCAACGAAAACAAGAGGACCGGAACGAGUAUGGUGCCGUUUGUGGUACAGAGCUAACGAUAAUAAUGCUACUUCUUUUACUUCACGCACAGUUCAAGCAAAAAUAAAGGUGAUACGUGAAAAUUGGAAUUUGAAAUACAGCGCUUGUUUCGUGCUAUGCCCCUUGCUGGCGAAUCAAACAGUUCCUGCGCUGGUCUCUAUCGUAACAAAGGUCAAAUCUUCCCCCAGCAACUUAUUAAGUGUCAUCAACAACUACAACGAUUCGGGGAAACCCCCGAAUAAGUUUGGUGCAUGCAUCAAACCACUUCAUUUCGACUACAACAGGGCACUCCAAAUUUUGGAAUUCAUUGAACUAAACCGCAUCAUGGGCGUUGAACAUUUCACCUUCUACAACCACACGAUCGGUCCGCAAGUCGGGUGUAUUCUGCAAGAUUACGUUGAUCGAGGCUUAGUCACCCUGUUGCCUUGGCAACUCAACAUGCUGUCGCAGAAGGAAAUUCGCACAGAAGGUCUUUUCGCAGCCCUCAAUGAUUGCCUAUAUCGUUCCAUGAACUUGUACUCACACGUCCUCCUCAUAGAUCUUGACGAGUACAUUAUACCAAGGAACAAUGAAACUCUACCGCAGCUUAUAGAGUAUCUCAAUAACAAACUGAACAGUCGAACUACUGGUGCUUAUUCUUUUCAAAAUGCCUUCUUCUAUCUCCAGUGGGGUGACGACGAUUCUGUAUACGACUCAAACGAUCCCGUAGCCGCAGGUUUGGUCACACUCAAGAAAACUCGAAGACGUAGUAAACUACAUCCACACAAACAACGUUCGAAAUAUAUUUGUCGGCCAGAGUUAGUAGUAGAAGCUGGAAAUCACUUCGUUUGGGAAUUUAUUCCGGGGCACGGAACCAUGAAUGUGCCCCAAGACGCAGCAAUAUUGCAUCACUAUCGAAUCUGUGAAUUCGGUGGAGAUGACUGCAUAAAGACAGCCUCAACUGUUGACACUACAGCUUUUAAAUAUAGAACUAAAUUAGUAGAAAAAGUUAAACAUAAAUACAAUGAGUUCAAAAUCAAAUGUAAUUUAGUGGAAUUACCACCACCACCAACGAGGGUUUUUAGUAAAAUUAUGAACAUGUUAAAAAGUGGACAACAGACGAUGAGGUAAUUCUUAUUGACUUAAAUCUAAGAAUACCGUAUUUUCUAAUAAGAUAGGUAAUAAUUUUGGACAAUAUUAUUUUGUAUAUAAAGUAUGUUUAUAUUUUGUAAAUACAGAACAAGUUGCACUGGAA
Molecule: messenger RNA, 2246 nt
Organism: Zophobas morio
Lineage: Eukaryota; Metazoa; Arthropoda; Insecta; Coleoptera; Tenebrionidae
Exons: 8
Coding region: 461-2122 (553 amino acids)
Cellular component (GO): cytoplasm
Molecular function (GO): glycosyltransferase activity
Source: RefSeq, a predicted model, not a curated record